Heterocephalus glaber (naked mole-rat) is the source of this 2826-nucleotide messenger RNA. It is a transcript of the gene Nsun6, whose product is annotated as NOP2/Sun RNA methyltransferase 6. NCBI's taxonomy places the organism in Eukaryota, Metazoa, Chordata, Mammalia, Rodentia, Bathyergidae. Gene Ontology annotation, molecular function: RNA binding; RNA methyltransferase activity. Gene Ontology annotation, biological process: RNA methylation. The record is from RefSeq and is a predicted model, not a curated record.
GUGACGUAGAGGGAAGCGGCUUUCCGCGGAGAAAUUAGGGGCGCGGGUUUGGAAACUAGGAUGUGAGGUCGGGGAGGACGGAGCUGGUGAUUCCUUGCUUUCCAGCUGUGUACAGUUAACCAGGGACUCGAACGCUAAGGCUUUUCUUAGGUUCUUUCUGCAACGUGUGACUGCCUCCCAGUUCAGUGAUUCCCCUGAGCAUCCUCAGGGGACCAGAGCCUGGUGUCGAGGCGCGGAAGCCCCUUCUCGUCCCGCAAACUCCAAAACCAUGGAUGGUUCCGCGCGUGUCCGUGCUUAGCUGGGCGUGAGCGGCGCCCCUCCCUGGACGCCUGGUGAUCGCGAGCCUGUGGGUGACUUCUCAUUGGGAAGACAGUGCUGUCUGUAAUUUGGAAAGAAAACCUGCAUUCCCAGCAUCUCCCUCGAAGGAGAACUAAACAAGGAAACAAUGCCUGUUUUUCCUAAAAUAUCUUUAAGACCUGAGGUUGAAAACUAUCUUAAAGAGGGCUUUGUGAAUAACGAGGUGGUAUCUGCUUCAGGCAAAGCAGCCGCAGAAAGGAAGUUUGAAGCGCUGUUAAAUCACCUGUCACACCCUCCGUCAUUCACAACCGUUAGAGUGAAUACGCAUUUAGCUUCAGUUCAGCAUGUGAAAGAACUGUUGCUUGAUGAACUUCAGCAGGUUUGGCAGUUUAAUGGAUUAAGUGUUCCUGUUCUUCAGCAUCCAGACCUUCAGGAUGUCUUACUUAUUCCUGUGAUUGGACCUAGAAAGAACAUAAAAAGGCAGCAGUGUGAAGCCGUCGUGGGAGCCCAGUGUGGCAGCGCGGUGUUAAGAGGAGCCCACGUCUACACCCCAGGGAUUGUGUCCGCGUCCAGCUUUAUGAAAGCUGGAGAUGUUAUUUCUGUAUACUCUGACAUCAAAGGGAAAUGUAAGAAAGGAGCCAGAGAGUUUGAUGGCACAAAAAUAUUUCUUGGAAAUGGAAUUUCUACACUAAGCCGCAAGGAAAUCUUCAGUGGACUCCCCAGACUGAGAGGUAUAGGCAUAAGAAUGACAGAACCGAUAUAUCUGAGCCCCUCGUUUGACAAUGUACUGCCCAGUUACUUAUUUUUACAGAAUUUACCAUCUGCUGUAGUAACUCAUGUUCUGAAUCCUCAACCGGGAGAGAAGAUUCUGGAUUUGUGUGCAGCUCCUGGAGGUAAAACAACACAUAUUGCAGCACUAAUGCAUGAUCAGGGAGAAGUAAUAGCACUGGAUAAAAUAGCCAACAAAGUAGAAAAAAUAAAGCAGAAUGCUUUAUUGUUAGGAUUGAAUUCUAUCAAAGCAUUUUGCUUUGAUGGAACAAAGGCACUUAAACUAGAUGAGAUUGAGGACACAGAAGGGACACCUCCAUUCUCACCAGAGUCUUUUGACCGAAUUCUCCUUGAUGCACCCUGCAGCGGAAUGGGACAGAGACCAAACAUGGCUUGUACUUGGACUCUGAAGGAAGUGACGUCAUACCAGCCACUGCAGCGAAAACUCUUUCCUGUGGCAGUCCAGCUGCUGAAGCCAGGAGGCACGCUGGUUUAUAGCACAUGCACUGUCACCCUGGAAGAAAAUGAAGAGCAGGUGGCCUGGGCCCUCAGCACAUUUCCUUGCCUUCAGCUUCAACCCCAGGAACCACAGAUUGGAGGCGAAGGGAUGAUGGGAGCUGGUUUAUCAGGUGAACAGCUGAGGCAGCUGCAGCGAUUCGAUCCGUCCACCACCCCAUUACGGGACACUGACCUCGAGACUCUCAGAGAUGCCAGAGCAGAAGAUAUGAUCCGGCUGGCAAAUAAGGAUUGUAUAGGGUUUUUUAUUGCAAAAUUUCUAAAAUGGAAAAGCACAUCAGAGAAGGAUCCUCAGAAAUGAAAGUUCCACAGCUUUGCAUCUGUUUUGUGCCCCCCUCCCCCAAACAAAGUACUGUCAGGCCUGCUGAGUGCUGGCGUGGUUGCUAAGGAAACAGAAGGCUGCCAGCAGUUUCACCAGGGAUCAGAGACAUAGAGGAAGUGUAUCUGAGAGGGGGUGGGGGGCUUAUGAAAUUAUACUCUGGAUUUUUCUUCCAGGAUUCAGUAGAGUAUAAAGAAAAAGAGCUACUUAUGGAUGCCUGUAACAUUUUCAUUUAGGGUCUUGUUUUAAUUUAUAAAGAAUAUUUUAAUAUUAAAAAUUAGUAUUUAAUAUGGUUACAAAAAAUUAUUUUCUGUUCCCAAGUUUCUAAGUAGUUAUUUCCUUAAGAACUCAGGGCCUGGGAAGUAUAAUAUUUACCAUGGGGCAAUAGCUGAGGUAAGUAUUGUACUUGACUCUGUUUAUAUGUUAACCCUCUUUUACAUGAAGUCUGGACUUCUUCUAAAUGAAAGUCUUGAAACCAGAAAAAAAAAAUUGGAAAUUUCCUUUAAUUGUACAUAAAAACGUGAACAUCUUCCACUUUUGGGUACUUUUUAGCCUAUGUUGGAGUGCUAUUCAGGUUACCAACAAGAAAUGCUUGGGGAGAAUGAGAAAACCAGCUUCCGACAGCUCGGGGCUCUCCUGGCACUCGCUGGGCUUUGUGGUGAAGAGUUUCACAGAGCACCAACCUCAGCCAUGACGUCUAUGUCUGUGAUAGAUCAAAACCCCACUUCGAAUCAAAUCUAAACUCAGACAAAACAAGAACAUCACCCAGUUGCCAGAGUGACCAGACGUCCCUCUAUGGUAGCCAGUGUGUCUGCUUUAAGAAAAAUUAACUGUAGCCUUAGGCGUGUUCUUUCAUUCUACCUGCUUUUUAGGUGAGAUCUGUUAAAAUAUCCAGUACAGCUGUAGAUUAAAGGCUGUAAACACAU